AUGCUUUCAAGCCACACGCCUUCUUCAGAGAUUUCAAGAUUUGCCAUUUCAGUGCAACUAAAUCCACCAGGAGCGUUAUCUCUUUCUGCUCAAAUGUCUGCAACUUAUGGAAUCACAUGUGUGUUUGUUGGCUUGGCAUUGUUCACUGCAACAAACGCUUUACGUGGGGCUUUAUUCAGAACAGGAAAAAGUUUCUGGUCAUCCGGCAAAUAUGAUCCCUACACCAAUUUGUUCGAACUCGGCAAAUCGCUUAAAGCUAUUGACCUAAUGGAUAACGGAAAUCGGAAUGCUAUAUCAACUAAUCGCGAUGCCAAGAAAACAAUUUACCUGCAAUAG
Brugia pahangi is the source of this 336-nucleotide messenger RNA. NCBI's taxonomy places the organism in Eukaryota, Metazoa, Nematoda, Chromadorea, Rhabditida, Onchocercidae. The record is from the annotation of a GenBank genome assembly.